AAAGUUAAAUAACCAACUAAAAUAGUUUAUUCUUGAACGGGGCUAAGUACGAGUGUCAUAUAUCAACAAAUCAUCUGUAUAACCCAAAGUGUUAUAACUUGGAAUUAUCACACUCUACUUAAACUGUAGCAUAGUUCACAUAAAAAAGCAUACUAAGCUCACACAUUGUUUUUGUCAAAGCUAUGUUUGUUUCUUUCCAAACUACACCAAAAUACGAAACCCUUCUAUAUAAACACCAAAAUGAUCCCCAACAAUUCCUUCCUCUCUCUCUCUACUAUUAAUUUUCUUAAAAAAAAAAAACGAGAGAAGAGGAUAAAAUGGUUGCUCCUGAUAUAACAGAGGAAGAAGAAAACCAGGUUGCCAAACAAGCAAGACAAUUGUCAAAGGGGAAGAGAACACUGGCACAAGAUUUGAUACCUGGUGAGUCACCGAGUUCAUCAGACUUACCCAAGCAUGUGGUGGUGGUUAUGGAUGCUUUGAAGGAGUUUACAAUGGAGCCACUUGAAUGGGUCCUCAAGAACAUAGCUCUUGAGGCUUCUUGUUCUGUUACUCUGCUUGGUGUCACGCCUUGGCUUAACAUUCCAUUAUCUUCAAAGACAUGGUCGGACGUUUGGACAAUGGAUCUAGAAGAUUUGUUAUGCAUCCCAGAGAAAACCGAGUGGAAGAGCGAUUCCAAGUAUCAAAAAGUCCAAAAACUAAUUGAUCUUUGCCAACAAUAUGGGGUAAAACUGCAAAUGAGAGCUGAAAUGGGGUACCCUUUGCAAUUAAUUGUUGUUGAGCAAAUCAUAAGCCUCCACGCAACUCUUGUAGUGUUUGAUAGGCAUCACCAGAGAUACAGUGAAUACUAUGCACAGAGAAUUCCGUGCAACAUGGUUAUGAUGAAUGAAGAUGGAGAGGUUGAUAUGAUCAAAGGUCGAUCCCUCAUUGACAAUGUUGAUCCAAACACACCCGAGGAGUCGCCAGUUUCGUCGGCUCCGACUCCAACAUUGAUAAUUGCAGAGCAUUUGAAGAGAAUUUUCAAACAGAGAGCUUAGAAACACGUGUCUGUUUGGUUUGAUUUUUAAAAAUUGUUUUUAAAUGAAUUUUCGUUUAUUUUCCCAUAUGUAUGGCUAUUAAAGUACUCUUGCCAUUUACAAAUUGCUUGAGAAUAAAAUUUGGUAUUUCAUGUAUAAAUGAUUUGGAUACAUAAU
Messenger RNA from Camellia sinensis, 1190 nucleotides. RefSeq lists its product as uncharacterized. Gene Ontology annotation, biological process: aromatic amino acid biosynthetic process. The record is from RefSeq and is a predicted model, not a curated record. Lineage: Eukaryota; Viridiplantae; Streptophyta; Magnoliopsida; Ericales; Theaceae. Gene Ontology annotation, molecular function: oxidoreductase activity; 3-dehydroquinate synthase activity.